Triticum dicoccoides is the source of this 2032-nucleotide messenger RNA. RefSeq lists its product as uncharacterized. NCBI's taxonomy places the organism in Eukaryota, Viridiplantae, Streptophyta, Magnoliopsida, Poales, Poaceae. The record is from RefSeq and is a predicted model, not a curated record. The coding region runs from base 1140 to 1712 and encodes 190 amino acids. The transcript is spliced from 5 exons.
UUUGCUUUCUCCGCUCAUGACUUGCUUCCUCCGCCAGCAUCCUCCUCUGUAGCAUGGCGCCUCCUCUGCAGCACGCCGCUCUCCGGCCACAACGAUGCCCGGCGGCCCCCCUCCCCCAACCCACACCACCACCACAACCACCACGGCCUCGCCCUGUCUCGUCCUAUCCCCACCACAGCCUCGCCCCACCGGCCCUUAUCUCCACGACGAGCUCUCCCCGCCGGCCCUUAUCCCCAUAACGGCCUCUCCCCGCCGCCUCCUGUCACCACCGCGGCCUUGCCUCGCCGCCAGCCCCGCUGAUCUUCCCUAGAUCGGCUUUGCUGCCGCCAUCGUACUGCCCCAGAUCAGAUCGAGAUGCGAGCUGCUGUACACGAUGUGGGAGGAGCCAUCUGGAAUUGAACCGAGAUUAGUCUGCUGAUGUGCCCGCCGUAAUCAUCGCCCCCUGUGCUUGGCUCACACAGUCGUUCCGGGAAGGUAUGAUGUUCGAUUAGAUGUUGUUAGUGCACCUAUGGUUAUCAGUGGGGAUUUAGUCAUGUGACAUUUUUGAGGCAACCAUGCUGUGACAAAGCUGAUUGAGUUGGAUUUGAAUCCUGGAUGGCUUAAUUUAUCAGUAUUAUCUAGCUAUAAUUGACGUUGAGUCAUUGUUUUUGUGGCGGUUGCUUGAUUCCUGUGGUAUUCUCAGGUUGUAAUGUCGCAUUAUUACCGGCACUAAGUAACAAAGACUUCCAGGGUCACAAGCAAGUUGGUAUCUGCACUGUUUGUAUCAGAAAUACAUGUGAAUCCAUCAUUUGAGGUCUGAACUUUGCUGAUGCAUAUGCCAUUGUAUGCACAACAGGCGCCUUCGCCACAUUGUCAUUCAUUUGUGAGAUGCUUCUCUUUCUCUAUGUUGGCAUGGAUGAUAUAGAGUAGUGGAAGAAUGUUAGUGAAACACAUACAGCCCAAUGAAAUGCAUGGCCUUGAGCUCCAUUAUUUAGGCCAGAUCUCAUGAGAGGUGGUAUGUCAAUUGCAUUGGCAUACAAUAAGGCUUGAAGUGGUGGUCGUAACACAGUCGGUUGGGAGGACACAAUGUCAGAGUCGAUAUUAUGGACAUUUUCCUUGUUAAAACCGACACUAUCUGGUGUUCUUAAUGAAUUUGGAGCAUGAAGUGGAGUCUGAUCACUCAGUUAUCAUAUCAACAGGUCCUGAAAGGGAGUACGUGCCCCACUAUGCUGAGAGGAUGCCAUAUUGUUAACUCUGUUUGUCAUGCAGAUCAUGAUGUACUGUCAGAAAGUAGUCAUAUGUCCUCAAGAUGUUGCAGGCCACACGGGGUGAUGACACCAGAGUUAGGGCAGCAUGCCGGGUCGAGGACGUCCACCGGGUGGACGUCGCGGACACCAGGGGCGACGGCGGUGUGGCGACGAUGGCGGGGCGAGGAGAGGUUGGGCAGCAAGGCGGGUCGAGGAAGGACGUGCACCGGGGUGGAGGACAUCGCGGCCACCAGGGCAGCACGCCGGAUCGAGGACAUCCACCUGGUGGAGGACGUCGCGGACACCAGGGGCGACGGCGGUGCGGCGACGAUGGCGGGGCGAGGAGAGGUUGGGCAGCAAGGCGUGUCAAGGAAGGACGUGCACCAGGGUGGAGGACAUCGCGACCACCAGGGGCUAGGGCGGCAUGGCGACGGCGGCGGGGCUGGGAGAGGUAGGGCAGCAAAGCAGGUCGAGGAUGUCCGCUAGGUCGAGGACGUCGCGGACACCAGCGCUGAUCGCGGUGGUUCCUAGCGUGGUGGCGGCGUAGAUCGUGGAGGUGCUGUUUAAUUCCCAGGAGGUCUGGAGGUGUCAUCGCGGGGUUGUGUAGCAUCCUGAACGGGGGAGUCUGCCGGCAGAACAUUUGUUGUGAACCCUUGAUCUGAUUGUAGUAUGGUUGAUGUAACAUGGACAGUUGGAUGGAAACAAGUGGGUCUGAUCGGACGUAGGGGGUUAUCCCGUGUGCACUUUCCGGUGUGGAUGUAGGGGAAGUCAUGUUUGGUCUUUUAAUAGUAGUAUAGAUAUGCCCA